AUGGAUGGAGUGGACAUCUCGAAUCCACAGAUGGAAGAGAUGUGUGCGAACGGCAUCGGGGGUGCAGAAGAAGCGCCGUCGUCCUCAACGUCGACAACGGAGCGGAAGAACCGGCCCAUCAUUAGUGGCGAACAGCUAGAUAUUGAGGCUUAUGCUGGGCUUUACUCCGGCCGUACCAAGAUCACGCGGCUCAUAUUCAUUGCCGAUCACUGCGAUAAUACGGCGAUGCAAAUGGAAGCCUUAAGGAUGGCUUACGAUGAGAUCAAAAAGGGGGAGAACACUCGGCCAUUCCGUGAAGUGGUCCAGAAGAUAGAUGGUCGAUUGGGUGCUGACUAUUGUAUGGAUGCCGCGUGGUGCGCUACGGUUGAUCGGAAAGCCGAGCAAAGGAAAGAUAAGCUCGAAAGUGAACUCAAUGCCUAUAGGACGAAUUUAAUCAAAGAAAGUAUUAGAAUGGGAUACAAUGAUUUUGGAGAUUUUUACUAUGCUCACGGUGCACUGGGGGAUGCUUUUAAAAGCUAUGUUCGAACUCGCGAUUACUGUACUACGUCAAAACAUAUUAUUCAGAUGUGCUUGAGUGCAAUUCUUGUGAGCAUUGAGAUGGGUCAAUUUACUCAUGUGACAAGCUACGUCAGUAAGGCUGAGCAAACACCCGAAGCACUUGACCCUCCCACUACAGCUAAGCUACACUGUGCUGCCGGAUUGGCACAUUUGGAGGCUAAGAAGUACAAGCUUGCUGCUCGUAAGUUCUUGGAGGUGGGUCCUGAAUUGGGGAAUUCAUACAGUGAAGUGAUUGCUCCUCAAGAUGUUGCUACUUAUGGUGGACUUUGUGCCCUUGCAAGCUUUGAUCGAACUGAACUGAAGAACAAAGUUAUUGACAAUAUUAACUUCCGGAAUUUCUUGGAGUUGGUACCUGAAGUAAGGGAGCUUAUUAAUGAUUUUUAUUCAAGCCAUUAUGCUUCCUGCUUGGAAUAUCUUGGAAACCUCAAAUCCAACCUGAUGUUUGACAUCCAUAUACACAACCAUUUUGAGACCCUGUAUGAUCAAAUCAGGAGCAAAGCCCUCAUCCAGUAUACGCACCCAUUUGUGUCUGUUGAUUUGCGAAUGAUGGCUGAUGCCUUUAAAACAAGUGUUGCAGGUCUUGAGAAAGAACUUGAAUCCUUGAUUGCUGACAACCAGAUACAGGCUCGGAUUGACUCGCACAACAAAAUUCUUUAUGCACGUCAUGCGGAUCAAAGAAAUGCAACAUUCCAGCGGGUUUUGCAGACUGGUAAUGAAUUUGAUUUGGAUGUGAGGGCAAUGCUGCUGAGAGCAAAUCUUCUGAAGCAUGAAUACAAUCUUAGGGCUUCUAGGAAAAUCUGAUUUCUGUGACUGAAUCAUUACCAAGAUUUUCUUGAUAUGGUUCUUUAUAUUGCUGGGCCUGGAUUCUUGGUGUGCAAGGCGCUAUCGUAAGAAGACCCUUGAGAUGGAGAUUGAUGACAAUACAUGAUGAUGGUGGAUUUGACAUGGUUUUGGGGUACACUGUUCUGUAUAUACUCAAAAUUUCUCUCAUAAGAUGGAAAUAUUUGUUUUCCUU
Hibiscus syriacus is the source of this 1573-nucleotide messenger RNA. Its product is annotated as COP9 signalosome complex subunit 1-like. Lineage: Eukaryota; Viridiplantae; Streptophyta; Magnoliopsida; Malvales; Malvaceae. Gene Ontology annotation, cellular component: COP9 signalosome. Bases 1 to 1359 code for a protein of 452 amino acids. The record is from RefSeq and is a predicted model, not a curated record. The transcript is spliced from 6 exons.